This is a messenger RNA of Desarmillaria tabescens, 1592 nucleotides long. RefSeq lists its product as uncharacterized. The coding region runs from base 366 to 1448 and encodes 360 amino acids. The record is from RefSeq and is a predicted model, not a curated record. The transcript is spliced from 3 exons. Lineage: Eukaryota; Fungi; Basidiomycota; Agaricomycetes; Agaricales; Physalacriaceae.
CAGAAUCAUCAUCGUGGUCGUCUUCCUUAUCCGAGGUCAGGUCAAUGGGUUCAGACUCGCCCCAAUGCGUGGAUAUACCCCAAGGCCCGCGGCGUCGGGUGCAUCGUACUGGCUAUCUUCAAAGCUGUGAACAGGAGCGACAAUGAUCAUGCAUAACACUGAACAGGGAAGUAGCCAGUUUGGAUUCCAAGUCCAGAUUUGGUUCUUUACAGCAAUGUUGAAUGCAGUAUCGUCUCGUCUGCAAGUGAUUUCAGUGAAGCUGUUGGGAAACAUCGCCUCGCGGCGCUUGACCGGGCCCCGAUCGUGGGAGAGUCCACUGCUCACGGCGCCUAUGCCAGUCCUGUCCUGGUCCCACCCUGACACCUAUGUCUUCUAUACAUGCCACACAAGGCGAUAGCGACGAUAACCAUCUGGGACAUCCUGUAACUCUGAGGAUGACGGCCAAUCCGAAAGUCAAGGACGUUCGUGCACAGAUCGACGACGAUUCGAGGGCAUCUGAUGACUCUAGAGAUGAAGACCAUCCUGGAGCAGCUCGUUCCAGCUGGAAUCAUUGCGAUGACGGCCAGCAGCCAGAAGUCGAAAAUGGAACAGCUUACUCGCGGCGCCGCCGACGAAAGUCGAGGCGCAAGACAAUGGGCAUCCACCGUCCUGAAUAUGUCGUCAGAGGGAGUGAUCCAUUUGACUAUGAGCAAAAGUUCCCCGAAGAUAAACGGUACGAGGAGAUGGGACCAACGGCUAGAGUAUGGAGAACGUACCUUGAAUAUCUUGAGAUGGUUGAAGGGUGGAGAGACGCCUUGGAUGUCCUUCUCGUUUUUGCCGGUCUCUUCUCGGCCGUGGUCACCACUUUUGUUGCACAGAUAUCCCAAAGCCUGCAGGUUGACUACGGCCAGGUGACCGCUUUGCUUCUCAUCGAGCUCAUUGACGUCCAACGCUCAGCGGCGAACGGUUCCCUUGUGAAUGAUGUCCCUCGCUCGGACCUCACCUUUCAUCCCUCGGCAUCCGACUCAUGGGUUAACGGUCUAUGGUUUACCAGUCUCUCCCUCAGGCUUUCCACUGCACUGUUUGCUGUUUUGACGAAACAGUGGAUCCACCAGUAUAUGUCGAUCCCAUCAGGAACACCACGGGACAGGUGCCGCCUGCGUCAAUUCCGCUAUAUGGGACUGCAACAGUGGGGCGUGGAUUUCGUUAUCGGGCUGCUUCCCGUCCUCAUGAGUGUAUCUCUUGCCGUGUUCCUGGUGGGAUUGGUUCUCUUUAUCAUCUCCCUUCGGGUGUCCAUCGUAUCUGUCGUCGGAGCCAUUGCCUCCGUUUCAUUUGCUGCGUACUUGGCCACGAAUUUCUUUCCAAUCCUAUAUCCCUCAUGUCCCUACAAGACACCGCUAUCGCGGUACAUCUUCCCUCUUUAUGUUAUAUCAUGGACAAUACCGCCUUGUUUAAUCGGACUGAUUUGAAAAUCCUCAAUUUUUACUCCCCCUCGACUCCGACAAAACCAGCCCCAUGACGCGCACUCAAAGAUGCUGAAAUUGCAGCUGUCGAGCGAUAUGCAGAUGACAUGGAUGUACACGCUCUGUCCUGGCUAUAUUCAAUGUCAUCCA